This is a messenger RNA of Hydractinia symbiolongicarpus, 2032 nucleotides long. Its product is annotated as polyamine deacetylase HDAC10-like. Gene Ontology annotation, cellular component: histone deacetylase complex. Bases 31 to 1386 code for a protein of 451 amino acids. Gene Ontology annotation, molecular function: histone deacetylase activity. The record is from RefSeq and is a predicted model, not a curated record. Gene Ontology annotation, biological process: chromatin organization. Lineage: Eukaryota; Metazoa; Cnidaria; Hydrozoa; Anthoathecata; Hydractiniidae. The transcript has a single exon.
ACUCAAUAUGUUUACAACUAGUUUAGCAAAAUGAAUGAAGUGGAAGAUGUUGUAAAUAAUUUUAACAACCUGGCUAUCAAUGAAGUGGCAGUUAAUGAAGGCGUUGUAUCUUCUACUGAUGACAGAGACAAUGCGUUUAACUGUAAAACACAUGCAAGUAGUCACGAAAAACACUUAACAACUUGUGUAAAAGAAGAAAGAGAAGCACAACAAAAAAGUGCAACAACUGCUUUAAUAUAUGAUGAGAGGAUGCAGAACUAUUGGUGCAAGUCUAGUCCUGAUCAUGUGGAGCGACCAGCACGAAUAGAAUCUAUUUUUAAAAAGUUGAAUGUUGAUGGACUAGUCUCAAGAUGCAUUUUGCUUACUCCAAGAUUUGCAACUAAAGAAGAAAUUCUACUAAAACACACUGAAAAACAUUACAAAACAAUUAAAUCAGUUAAAAAUAAAACACUCAAACAGUUAUUAAAACUUGAAGAAAAUUACGAUUCCAUAUACUUUCAUAAAGAAGUGACAGAGGCAUCUUUUCUGUCAGCAGGGUGCACCUUGGAGAUUGUGGAACAAGUCUUAAAGGGUAAUGUCAAUAAUGGUGCUGCUGUAGUUCGACCACCUGGUCACCAUGCAUUGUCUCAUUGUUCAAUGGGUUUUUGUCAUUUCAAUAACGUAGCUUUGGCUGCUAUGUUAGCUGUUAUUAAAUAUAAUUUACAUCGUGUUUUGAUUGUUGAUUGGGAUGUUCAUUAUGGUAAUGGAAUACAUAAAAUGUUUGAAUCUGACCCACGGGUUUUAUACUUCUCCUUGCAUCGCUUUGAUAACCAGUUCUUUUGGCCUUGCUUGGCUGAAGGAAACUACGAUGCCAUUGGGACAGGGGAUGGUACUGGAUUUAAUAUACAUGUAGCUUGGAAUAAAAAAGGGAUGCAGGAUGUAGAUUACAUGUGUGCAUUUACACAUAUUUUAAUGCCAGUUGCAACUGAAUAUGACCCAGAACUUAUUUUGGUGUCUUCUGGGUUUGAUUCAGGUCACGGUGAUCCAUUAGGUUGUUGCAAAGUUUCACCGACUGGUUAUGCACAUAUGACCAAAAAGUUAAUGUCGUUAGCAAAUGGCAAAGUAGUUAUUGUUUUAGAAGGUGGUUAUAACUUGAAUACAAUUUCAAAUUCAAUGGCAGCAUGCGUUAAGACUCUCCUUGGUGAUGAAGUACCCCCACUGAAGUCAGGUGAAGCUAGUGUGAGUGCUGUGAAUUCAAUAUCAAAUACUUUGCAUGCAAUACAGCCAUAUUGGAAAACAUUAAGUGUUAUCGAGGAGAGGUUUUCAAUAGCAAAUAGACAACAGGAGGAAUAUGUUUAUGAGUCAUCAUCGGAUGAUGAAAAGAGUCUAGAACUUAUAUACGAUUAGAAUUUGUACUAUUUUAUUUAAAAUAAUUUGAUUAUUUUUGCUAUGCUUUUGUUGUAUAAUAAAUGUAAUUCAAAGCAGUAUGCAAUCUGUAAUAUCAGGAAAAAUGACAUAAUUUUUGCUACUCUUGAUUCUCACUUCUACAAAUGAAAAAACAGGUUGCUUCACAAUGAACUGCAGAAUUUUUUUAGCUGCAUAAAAAUUCUUGUCAAUGUAUUUUGUAAUACGAUGUUUCUUUAUUAACACUUUUUUGUUAUUUAAUUUUGUGGUUAGAAGUGAAUCUAAUGUUGUUGUUUUUGUUGUUAUUAUUUUUAAAGCAUUAUAUUUAUCUAGAAGUCUUUCUAGUGAUUGUCUGAUAAUUUAUAAAAAAUUUGUACAAAAGGAAAAUUUUUUGCAUGUAUUUUGUUUGUACUAAAAUUUCAAUUGUACAUACUUUUUAUGCACAAUAUUUUUAUUUAUUUUGCAAAAACAUUUUACAAAAAGCUGACCGAAUAUCUUUGGUAAAUAUGUAUUACUAGGGUUGAUCUAUAUUGUAAUACCUGUAUACGUCUGUCUGUCACGCAAAAUAGUACCGCAAGUAUAGCAAACCCGUGGAAUUUUCUACAAGCUACUGACUAGUUUUAAAUAAAACAUGGUCGUCAGUCUUAAA